Molecule: messenger RNA, 1396 nt
Organism: Tricharina praecox
Lineage: Eukaryota; Fungi; Ascomycota; Pezizomycetes; Pezizales; Pyronemataceae
Product: DUF890 domain protein
Exons: 5
Coding region: 68-1342 (424 amino acids)
Biological process (GO): rRNA base methylation
Cellular component (GO): nucleus
Molecular function (GO): 23S rRNA (adenine(1618)-N(6))-methyltransferase activity
Source: RefSeq, a predicted model, not a curated record
CUCCGGCCCAUCCGCUGCAACUCCCGCCAACUACCCAGACACCUUGGGAAGAUUUCCAACGCUUCCUAUGCACCCCAGAAGUCCCUAUGUCGCCUAUGUUGAUUUCAGAAAGCUUGGACAAGAAUGUCCCGGAUUCGCGCCAUAUGUGAACGCGAACUCCAAUGUCGACUUCAGGAAUCCAGCGGCUGUGAGGGAACUUGCGAAGAGCCUUCUGGCACGUGACUUUGGUCUCACGGUGGAGCUCCCGGAGGACCGCCUGUGUCCCAUGAUUCCAAACCGCUUAGACUACAUCCUCUGGAUUCAGGACCUAAUCGAUUCGACCAGCUGCGACCUGACCAGCGAGUCCAACCCAUCGUCUCCAGUAACCGGUCUAGAUGUCGGGACAGGAGCGAGUUGUAUUUACCCCCUUUUGGGUUGCACCUUACGACCGUCCUGGCGUUUCAUAGCUACCGAUGUCGACCACGACUCCCUCCAGAGCGCGAGUUGUAACAUUACCGCGAAUGCCGUUCUCCUUGGUGACCGCAUCCAGCUCCAUGAAACCGGCGUCGAAUGGCCACUAUUCUCCCUCGAUACGCUGGGGAUAGAAAACAUCGACUUCACCAUGUGCAACCCGCCUUUCUACACCUCCACUACCGCGCUCGCCGAAUCUGCCGCGAAGAAAGCCCUUCCGCCAUCCUCGGCAUGUACUGGGACACCCACAGAAAUGGUUUAUACCCCCACGGGCGAAGUAGGCUUCGCCAAGCGAAUGCUGCAAGAAUCCAUCGUUCUGGGCACACGCAUCCGCUGGUAUACCACGCUCUUCGGCAAGCUUUCUAGCGUGUCCACAUUCGUAUCUGAACUCCGGACCAUCCCGCAGCUGGGUGAGUCUGGAAACUGGGCAGUCACCGAGAUGGUACAGGGCACUACUAGACGCUGGGCGGUGGCAUGGAGCUUUGGAGACCGCAAACCGCUCCCUGGGGGACGGCCAGCUGCACUGAAGGGGUGCUUCCCGUCGGUGCCGUCGGAGUUGGAAUUCGGCGUGGAUAGAAGCUACGAGGAGGUGUGUGGGGAGGUCAUGGUGUUGCUUGCGGGACUGGAGCUCCUGCAGAUCAAACGGGAUGGUGGAGAAUUUUAUGGCGAGGCUAAGGGAAAUGUCUGGUCUCGUGCUGCAAGGAGGGCUAUGGCGAAGGGAUCCAUGGAUGCCACUGGCGAUGAAGUCAAUGUGAGGCUAGGGUUCUUGGUUACGGUCAAGGCUGAGGGGAGGAAGGCGAGUGUUAGAGUUAGGUGGAAGAGGGGCCGUGAUGGAGUGCUGUUCGAGAGUUUUUGCGGUAUGGUCAAGAGGAAGCUUCAGUUAGAGAGAUAGUAAGUACCCAAAUUGCACAUCAAAUUUGAUAUGCCUCGAGAAAUAAUAUCUGGU